Messenger RNA from Lasiosphaeria miniovina, 339 nucleotides. RefSeq names its product RlpA-like double-psi beta-barrel-protein domain-containing protein-containing protein. The annotation marks the transcript as partial. The transcript has a single exon. The record is from RefSeq and is a predicted model, not a curated record. Lineage: Eukaryota; Fungi; Ascomycota; Sordariomycetes; Sordariales; Lasiosphaeriaceae.
UACACGGGCGACAUCACGUACUACGGCACGGGGCUGGGGGCGUGCGGGAUCACGAGCAGCGACAGCGACAUGAUCACGGCGGUGGCGCACUCGGUGUUCGACGCGGCCAUGCCGGCGGGGGUGACGAACCCCAACGCCAACCCGCUGUGCGGCAAGCGCAUCCGCGUCACGCGCGACUACAGCGAGGCCGGCAAGGGCCUCUUGAGUGUUGAUGUUGUCGUCGUCGACCGCUGCGUCGGCUGCCAGCCCACCGACCUCGACCUGGCCCCCGCCGUGUUUCUGCGCCUCGCCCCCGAAAGCAAGGGCAGGGUCCUGGCCAGCUGGCAUUGGCUGGACUGA